Molecule: messenger RNA, 774 nt
Organism: Fulvia fulva
Lineage: Eukaryota; Fungi; Ascomycota; Dothideomycetes; Mycosphaerellales; Mycosphaerellaceae
Exons: 1
Coding region: 1-774 (257 amino acids)
Biological process (GO): phospholipid transport
Cellular component (GO): mitochondrial intermembrane space
Molecular function (GO): phosphatidic acid transfer activity
Source: RefSeq, a predicted model, not a curated record
AUGGUCAAAUUUUACAGCAGCAACUACUCCUACGACUACGGCUUCGGUGCCGUCUCCUUGGCCUACUUUCUGCGAUACCCAAACCCAUACAGCAGGCAUGUUGCAUCCACCGACGUCAUCGAUAGACACUACGAUCCCGAGACUCAACGAUUGACGACCACUCGACUGCAUCUGAAGAAGAGCCGCUUGCCGCCAGGUGUGCUCAAGCUUCUGCCGAAGAAAGACGUAGGCGCCAAUGAUGAUGGUAGCACGCAGAGCUUCAUCCUGGAGAACAGCGUAGUGGAUGUAAAGGAGGGUUGGAUGCAGACCGAGAGCCGCAAUCUGGACUGGAACAACGUCCUUUCAGUCAUUGAGCGACACACCUACCAGCGGCCAGCGUUCAAAAAUGCCGCUGGUGACGAACUAUUCGCCGCUCCAGGUGUCGCACUACCCAAGGAGGAGGAAAGGACGGAUGUCGCAGUCAGCGUCACACUCAAGAGCAGGAUCGGCGAGCAGAUUCGCAAGCGGAGGGAACGCUGGGGACAGCAGGCAACAGCAGCCUCAGUCGGUGGCGAAAUGUCCAACGUUGAGGAGGACCCUGUGAAACAGAGUUGGUUCAACAGCUGGACUUCUGGAGCCAUACGAUCUGCGAUCGAAACCAUUUCCCUGCAGCGCGCUGAAAAGAGCCAGCCCAAGGCAAAGAAAGGCAUGACCGUGGUCCUAGCUCGCCUGCAAAAAGGAGGCAUCCAGGCUGUACUCGAGGGGAUGCGAAACGAUCGUGAGAUCUUGCUGUGA